AUGUUUAAAAUUUGCUUUAUUUUCUUCAGAAAUCCGAAUACGAAUCUUCCAAUUUUUACUGUGGUUGACAAUCAAUCAAAAAUUGUUGAUAAAAAUUAUAAUUUUGAUUCGCUUUUUAUCGAAAUAUCUGAUCCACGUCGUUUUCCUGGGAAUGUCUUCCAUAUCACCAAGCAUUACAAUUUGCGGACUAAUAUAUUUGCCAAUGUAGCGGAUUUACUUGAACGAGGCUUUAAAAAUGUUGCAGUAGCUGGUGAUGUAUAUUCCCGCGGUGUUCGAAAUAUGGUAAGUUAA
This is a messenger RNA of Meloidogyne enterolobii, 291 nucleotides long. The record is from the annotation of a GenBank genome assembly. Lineage: Eukaryota; Metazoa; Nematoda; Chromadorea; Rhabditida; Meloidogynidae.